CUGCAACCCGAUUCUCGGCGCCCAAAGCCGAUAUUCACAUACCAGUACAUAUAUACCCUUUGAUUGUCUGAGGUCAUCGCACUCUAUGACAUUCUGAAACAACGAGCGAUAAGGGCAACUGUUCGUCUGUAAUAAUCGAUAGGCAGCAUCUACCAUACUCUAUGGGCUGCGGGCCAGCAAUGGGAAACGUACACUGCAUGCGUUGUGACUUAACUCUCUUCCAUCCACCAGCGCGUCGCCGCCGGGGCUCGGCAUUCAUUCUCCGAAGAGCUUCCUUAAUCCACCAACCCAUCCACCGCCUCGUGUCUCUCGUUCGGCCGACUCGUGGUAUAACUACCCCCCAGCCUUCCGUCCUCCUACUGUCACCUACUCCUCGUCCGUCGACUGCCGGAAUACACGCCUCGUACACUUGGGAUUGCUCUAUCUUUUAUUCUUGAUACUACUACGCGGGCACUCGCGAUAUUUCAACAGAACUUCACAUCAUGAUAGGGCGACGCAAGAUUUUCACGGGGACAUUCGUGCACACGCCAUCACCCAGCGUGCUCUCGAUCCUCGAGAAUGGGGCGAUCUUCGUCGACCAAUCCGGCACCAUAGUACACAUCGACCACGACGCCUCCUCGCCCGACGCCCGCCUCAACAACGACCUCGAAGAGUGGUCCGGCGCUGAGAUGAUCUUCACCCGCCCCCGCAACAACGAAUUCUUCUUUCCGGGGUUCGUGGAUACCCACAUUCACGCGGGCCAGUAUCCGAACGCGGGUCUGUUCGGGAAGUCGUCGUUGCUCGAGUGGCUCGAGGAGUAUACGUUCCCGCUGGAGGCGUCGUUGGCGGAUACGGACGUGGCUAGGCGAGUGUACGGCAGGUGCAUUGCGAGGACACUGGCGAAUGGAACUACCACUGCGGCGUAUUUUGCUACGAGGAAUGUGGAGAGCACCAAUCUGCUCGCCGAUCUGUGUUUGAAAGCAGGGCAACGCGCGUUUAUUGGCAGGUGCUGUAUGGACCAGAAGACGCCGGACUACUAUCGGGACGCGGAUGCGGAAACGGCGAUUAGGGAUACCGAAGCUUGCAUUGAGCACUGCCGACAGGUAGAUCCCGAGCGGAAACUUGUGUGUCCCAUCGUCACGCCGCGAUUCGCUCCUUGCUGCUCACCCAAACUGCUGGUGGGGCUCGGCAAUCUGGCGAAGCGGAAGAAUUUGCCCGUGCAGACACAUAUCUCGGAGAACAAGGCAGAGGUGGAAUGGGUGAAGGAGCUAUUCGCCUCCUCGAAGAGCUACGCCGACGUCUACGAUUCCGCCGGGUUGCUGCAUGAGCGCACUAUCCUAGCUCAUGCUAUACACCUUACCGACGACGAGAUCGAGCUCAUCCGUGUGCGAGACGCGAAGAUUAGUCACUGUCCGGUGUCGAACUUGGCGUUGACGAGUGGCUGCGCCAAGGUCAAGGCGUUGAUGAAGAAGGGCAUCAAGGUCGGCCUCGGAACGGAUGUGAGCGGCGGUUAUUCGCCCAGCAUCCUCGAGUCGGUGCGGCAGGCGACGCUUGUCAGCAGGAUGGUUGCGUUGAUGGAUGGCGAGGAGGCGAAACUGAGCGUUACAGAGGCGCUGUAUCUCGCUACUCGAGGCGGUGCUGAUGUGGUCGGAUUGGGAGACAAGAUUGGUACGUUCGAGGUCGGCAUGCAGUGGGAUGCGUUCAUGGUGGGCAUGGGUAAUGUGCCCGAGCAAGAGGCUCCAGCGGUGGAAUCCGAGCUCUGCAGGAAACGACCGAGACCGGAGUCGGACGAGGAUGAAGAUAUUGGCAGGGAGAAGAUGCUCCUGCCAUUCGAUGGCUCAUGUUCCGAAGACGAGGCGCCCAACGGUGUCGACGGAGAGGGGGCAGUGAAAGAUGGCGAAUCCAAACCUCUCACAGCCGGGAUAGAUUUCGGGCUCGACGGCGGACCGGUGGAUAUCUUUGGCUUUGAGAGCUGGGAGGAAAAGGUGGCGAAGUGGGUGUACAAUGGUGACGACAGGAAUACUAUGAAUGUAUGGGUUGCUGGUGUUGAGGUGUACAGAGCGGGCGGGAUACCCCCAACAUGGGCGCUGGAUCUCACGUCAUGAGAGUAGCAUGCGUUUUUUUGUAUUGGUUUGAUCAUGACCGGUUUUGCUCAUGACUGGCAUUUUGUCUAUGGCAGUGGUUUUAUUUGGAGCCGAGCAGUUUUAUGUAUACAACCUAGAGAGAUAGACAAUUGGGUAUCGUACCUAAGCACAGUAGCGGAGAAGCUGGUGAAUCGUUUCCACACUCCUAAAAUUUGCCGUAAUCAAA
Molecule: messenger RNA, 2289 nt
Organism: Tricharina praecox
Lineage: Eukaryota; Fungi; Ascomycota; Pezizomycetes; Pezizales; Pyronemataceae
Exons: 1
Coding region: 483-2084 (533 amino acids)
Biological process (GO): guanine catabolic process
Cellular component (GO): cytosol
Molecular function (GO): guanine deaminase activity; zinc ion binding
Source: RefSeq, a predicted model, not a curated record